AUGGGUUCCGGAAUACCAAAUAAACAGGAGAAGCUAAGCUUCGGUAUAGAAAUGGAAUUCUUUGUAGCGUGGCGAGCUGAGACUUUCACCGGCACGGUACCAACGCCCCCGGGAUUCGAGUCAAAGACCGGGGAGCCCCUGGUGGUUAAGGGGAACUGGGCGACGGAGGGUGACAGGGUGAGUGCUCUGGCUCAUAUGAUAGACGAAGCAUUCCCAUCGUGCGCAGCAACAGUUGCUCCGUCGGAAGGAGAGAUACCGGACUACAGGACUGAGUCGUGGUAUCAUCUAUUGCCCUUUCGCCAUCAUUGGGAUGUUUCAGUCGAUUCUUCACUGAACAGGCUGCCCGUAGAGCUGAGAGAUAAAACCGGACCAGAUUUCGGAUGGGUCGGCGCUGAAAUUGCUUCGCCGGCUCUCUGGGCUACAGACGAGGGCUUCGAGGAAGUCCGCAGAAUGUGUGAGUUUCUCCAGACAAACCUUUUGACAUUCACCGCUCCUGAAGCUGGCUUCCACGUGCACGUAGGCGGGGGAAACGAAUGGCUAUCUCUAAGUUCGCUUAGACAGAUUGCCGCUUUUCUCUAUUCAGCAGAUAUGGUAUUAGCUCAGUCUCACCCCGAACACAGGUACAAUAAUGCAUGGUGUCCGAGCCCACGCCUUUAUUCUAAUCUUUCCGUCGGGAUCAAGCACCUCCCUAACCAAGCCCAGCCUGCUCCUCCAGACGAACGAUUAGCGUAUGCUGAUUCCAUGGGGCUCGCAAAGAACUCUUCCCAAGAUCCGGUAGGUCCUGCUAAGCCUCCGCGGGAAAAUCAAGACCCCGCAAAGCAUCGAUUCUCUCCCCGACCAACUGUAAGUAACUUGAAAAUCCAGACGCAUGCGCUAGAACGGGUCUUGAGUUAUCUUGGGUCAGACCUCGAGGAGAUUCCGGACCCCCGAACUUACCUGCCGACCCCGAUGAUGACUGCUGUUGCCGAACUUCUAAGAUCGCCGGAUAGAAGGUCCAUCGCAAGGCUCAUGAACAUCGGACAGAGGAAAGGAGCGUACAGCUUCAUACAGCUCGAAAGAGAAUAUAAAAGAACAAUUGAGUUCCGCCAGGCUGCCAGCAUGGUUGACCCAGUUGGAGUUGUUGCUUAUGCAAGGAUUGCGGUAGGUCUUUGCCAGUUCGCUAUAACUGCCAGUCAUGAAGAUUUCUUCAAGAUAAUUCUUGACUGUAAAAUUUCAGAGAGACAUCCCUCUUGGUACGACGUUUACGAUCUCCUCGAAGACGUAGGUCUCUACCCUGAAGCUAAAGUCGUACAGGCAGUUUUAUCAGACACGAUGACCGAUGAUAUGCGAAGGGAAUAUUGGUUGAGUCGUGGGCACGCACCACGUCCAUAAUUGUCUGAUUGGUUCGAAUUUAGGGAUAGGUUGUGGGAUUUAUGACGGGAAUUUACCUGUUUUGAAGAUGGAAUGGGCUCCAAUAGGGACGCAUUGCUUCCAAACUCUUUGAGUUACAGUUGUCCUAGAUUCAAAGACUUGAUAUGAGGUAGGAUAAAGAGAUAG
Messenger RNA from Daldinia vernicosa, 1536 nucleotides. RefSeq names its product putative amidoligase enzyme-domain-containing protein. Lineage: Eukaryota; Fungi; Ascomycota; Sordariomycetes; Xylariales; Hypoxylaceae. The coding region runs from base 1 to 1371 and encodes 456 amino acids. The record is from RefSeq and is a predicted model, not a curated record. The transcript has a single exon.